AUGUCCAGCACUUCAUCUCCGACGUAUACGAUCAGCAAGACACUGAAUACUCAGUAUCCGCUUAUCGACAAUGACCCGCACUUCCGGCGAGUAAUCGGUUAUGCCCGCCCGUCCGAUUAUGUCUACGGCACUGUCGCGGGGGCUGCUGGCCCCGGCCUUCUAUAUCUGAUGGAGAAGAUGGCACCAUCAGGUGUCGGAAAGGGUGGCUUUCCCAAGGCGAUGCGACUUGCGACCGCCGUUGGUUUCUUCGGCGGCUUCCUCUACUUUUACCAACGAUCCAUCCUCCGUUUCUAUGGCAUGAGCGAGAACGCCCGCGAGAUACAGAUGGAUAUGCGUGAGAUGGUCGACAGGGUCAAGGCUGGCCAGCCACUUUACGGCGUCAGCACCCUGCCUGUUGAUGUACAAGGCAUGGCCGCUCGUCAGUCGAGAUACUCGGCCCUUUUCUUCGCUGUCCUCCCUUGGUUCAACUUUGUGAACCACAACCAGCACGGUGUCGACACAGCCAAGUACUACCAGCAGGCCGAGAGGGAGUUGGAGGCUGAGCGUUUGGGCAAGGGAAGCUCGUCGUAA
This is a messenger RNA of Neurospora tetraspora, 570 nucleotides long. Its product is annotated as 21 kDa subunit of NADH dehydrogenase. Lineage: Eukaryota; Fungi; Ascomycota; Sordariomycetes; Sordariales; Sordariaceae. The transcript has 4 exons. The record is from RefSeq and is a predicted model, not a curated record. The coding region runs from base 1 to 570 and encodes 189 amino acids.